UUAAACUAGUUCCGAUUUGAACAGUGCAACUCUAGUUUUUUUUUUAAUACAUAUAUGUUUUAAAAACAUAUGCGGAAUCGGGCAGAUAAAAAAGCAUUAACCGAUUGCAAAGGAUCAAGGAUAAGGCGACGUUGACUGCGACUGCGACGCUGACUGCGACAGAGCGACAAUGGUGUGCAGUGCGUGUGCGUUUGCGUUUGCGAGUGUGUGUGUUUUGUAUCGUGUUGUCUGAUUGUGUGUUGUUGCCGUUGCCGUUCUUGUUGCUGUUGUUGUUGUUGUGCGUGUGGUUGACAAACGGACAGUGGGACAAAACGACAGUGGAACAGUGGAGUCAACCAGGAGCAGAUUGCAACAACCAUCGCCAUCGCCAGCAAAGAAACAAUAGCAAGAAAAGAAAAACAAAAACAAAGACGUCGCAGGGACUUCCAUGUCGCCAAGUGUGGGCCUUUGAUGCCUCCGAAGGACUCCCGAGGAAUCCCCAUACAGCCAGGACCACCAUGCUCCCCAUCAGCGAGGAGCAGCAGCUGCAGCAGCAGCAGCAGCAGCAGUUACAGCAACACCAACUGCAUCACCAGCAGAUCCCCGAGGAUCUGGAGCAAAUGGAGCCCCAGGUGGGCGAUGGCAGCCUGUGGACCGCCCUCUACGAUUACGAGGCCCAGGGCGAGGAUGAGCUGACCCUGCGGCGCGGCGAGAUCGUGGUGGUCCUGUCCACGGACAGCGAAGUGUCCGGCGAUGUGGGCUGGUGGACUGGGAAGAUCGGAGAUAAGGUUGGCGUCUUCCCCAAGGACUUUGUCACCGACGAAGAUCCACUCCAACUUAAUGUCUCCUCCGCCAUUGGCGACAUCCAGCCGCAUGAAAUCGAGUACGAUGAGAUGGACAUCAAGGAGGUCAUCGGUUCGGGCGGCUUCUGCAAGGUUCAUCGCGGCUUCUACGAUGGCGAAGAGGUGGCCAUCAAGAUUGCCCAUCAAACGGGCGAGGAUGAUAUGCAACGGAUGCGGGACAAUGUCCUGCAGGAGGCCAAACUCUUCUGGGCCCUCAAGCACGAGAAUAUUGCCGCCCUGCGUGGCGUGUGCCUGAACACCAAGCUCUGUCUGGUGAUGGAGUACGCCAGAGGUGGCAGCCUAAAUCGCAUACUGGCCGGCAAGAUACCACCCGAUGUCCUGGUCAACUGGGCCAUUCAGAUAGCCCGCGGCAUGAACUAUCUGCACAACGAGGCGCCCAUGUCGAUCAUCCACCGCGACCUCAAGUCCUCCAAUGUCCUGAUCUACGAGGCCAUCGAGGGCAAUCAUCUGCAGCAGAAGACGCUCAAGAUCACGGACUUUGGUCUGGCCAGGGAGAUGUACAACACGCAACGCAUGAGCGCGGCGGGCACAUAUGCCUGGAUGCCACCAGAAGUCAUUAGCGUUAGCACCUACUCCAAAUCCUCUGAUGUUUGGAGCUAUGGUGUAUUGCUUUGGGAACUGAUUACGGGCGAGACGCCCUACAAAGGCUUCGAUCCUUUGUCCGUAGCGUACGGCGUGGCUGUCAACACGCUGACCUUGCCCAUACCAAAAACCUGCCCAGAGACCUGGGGUGCACUGAUGAAAAGCUGCUGGCAAACGGAUCCGCAUAAGCGACCUGGCUUCAAGGAGAUCCUCAAGCAGCUGGAAAGCAUCGCCUGCUCCAAGUUUACGCUGACGCCUCAGGAAUCCUUUCACUAUAUGCAAGAGUGUUGGAAAAAGGAGAUCGCCGAGGUGCUCCAUGACUUGCGCGAAAAAGAAAAGCGUUUCCAAACCAUCGAAGAGGAAUUGCGCAACAAGGAGGAGCAGCUACUUCGGGUGCAGAACGAACAGCGAGAGAAGGCGAACCUCUUGAAAAUCCAGGAGCAAAUUCUGCACGAGCGUGAAAUGGUACUGAUUGAACGGGAGCUGGUCAUGAUGCAGCCGGUGCCAUCGAAGCGCAAGCCCAAAAAGGGCAAAAAGAACAAACCACUGCAGAUUGGGCUGCCCACGGGAUUCCGGCACACCAUUACGGCCGUACGCGACAAGGCGGAGCAGCCGGGAUCACCCUCGUUCUCCGGAUUGCGCAUCGUGGCACGAUACCAGGGCAACAGCAAGAUGGACGACUGGCGCCCGGGGGCCACCAACAUGCCCAUUAUGUCGCCAUCGCCAUAUCUCCUCAGCCGUUUCACCAGCAACGUUCCGCUGCCGACGCUCUACGCCGGCGAUUCCGCCCGCAAGCCGAAGCUCUCGGUGAUCGAACUGCUGCUCUACAACAUGGCCUCCCUGUUGGCCGGAGUGGCGGCCGGAUACGAUGUACGGAUGUCGAACGUGUCGCCAGUGCAUCCCACGUUGCUGAGCGAGGUGCCCGCCCUGAAAGCGGCUCCCAAGGCGGUGGUUCCCGUUUCCGUUUCGGAGGAGGUGGAGCCACCUCAAGCGCAGAUCCUGGAACUGGAGGUGGACGCGCCAUUUAAACAGCAGGAGAGCGAACAGCAGGAUCUCCGGGAAAGCACGCCCAGGAAGAUGAGCAGCCAGGCGAGAUUUGGUGGCAUUGAAUCAACGGGAAGCAAAUCCCAGCCCACUUCCCUUGCCCGCCGAAUCGGCGGCAGUCAGCCGUACUACACGCCCGUGCAGCGGACUCCUCAGCACCAGAUGCACCACCACCACCAGCAGCAGCAGCAGCAGCAGCUCCAGCAGCAGCACCACCACCACCACCAGCAGCACCACCAACCCCAGCCAGUUUCAUCCGCGGUGGUGACCACAGUGGCUGGCCCCCAACCACCGGCCACCGGAGUGAGCGGCCUCUUCGCCAGCACCCAGCCACCGACGCCAUCGCGACGUCGCAAGCUGAGCAACAGCAGCUUCGGCAACCCGAAUCCCCAAGCGGAUGCCUUCGAGGAGUUCCGUGUGGGCGGUGGCAUUGGUCCACCGCCUCUUUAUGCGCCAGCCGAUUACCUGAGAAACGGACCGAGCUACUCCAACGAUGGGGGCAACUACCGGAAUGGCUACUUCGGCUCCAAUUACUUUCCCUACCGGCCGGAGUUGAACUACAGCUACGAACGUGACUGCAAAUCGUAUCCGGACUAUUCCUACGACUAUAACCAUCGGCUCCCGGAUUACUACGACUACCAGUACGAGGCGCCAGUGGUUCCGGUGCCCGUUUCCGUUCCCACAACCGUUCCCUGUCCGGUCAACCAGACCCGCACGCCACCGCCGCGGGUGCCCCAAAUGGGCGUGAGUGCGGCCGGACACCGACGCACUCCAUCGACCGUUUCCAAUAACUCCAACGUUCUGCUGGAGCACGAAGAGCUGCUCUGCUACGAUUACAACAAUCUGAAUUUGAAUGCGGACUACGAGAGGGAGCGCGAGCGGGAGCGGGAGCGGGAGCAAGUGCCACCGCCCACGAAGCAGGAACUGUAUGCCGGAUCGCCCAAGCUGCUGAAUCGCCUCAUCCACAGUCCGUUGCCCAUGACCAAGAGCAAAUAUGCGACGGCGGCGGUGACGCGACCAGCCAGUCUGCCCUUCGAGCAGCAUGCUCUUUCGCUGGGCUACCAGCAGCCGGCAACUGGGGGCGUUUCACUACCACCACCACCACCACUGGCUGGCCAGUCCAAGCUGCGCAGCUCGUUGAAGAAGUACAAUGGUGGGGGCAAUGGUUCCACAUCCUCGCAGCAAGGCACACCCACAAAUCCCACGCCACCGGAUUCGCUGACCAGCGACGAUAGCUCCUAUCUGAGUGCCAAAGAGGGUUCCAUUGGCUCCCAGCACAGCCGGGUGCGAUUCAGUCCGGAGGCCUAUUUGGAUGCCAAUCCUCUGCCCACAUUGGGACGCCGCAUGACGGCUCCGGCGAUGCAGUUGCCCCAGCAGCAACAGCAGAGACGACAGGCCUCCAGCGGUAGCACACCAUCGCCAUCGGCAUCCUCCUCCUAGCAGACGCGACUGGCGCUGACCCUCCAGUUGGCGCGCAGUCCCGGAGCGGACAUCGGAAGCGGUAGCGGUAGCGGUAGCGGAAGCGGAGGCAUCGGAGGAGCAGCUGGACUGGCUUUGCAUCAGCAGCGGGUGCCCUAUCGCUGGUACUCCGGAGCGAGGCGAUCUCGAUCGGCCCACUAUGAGUACCGCCUGUGAAAGAGCAGGACAGGCUCAAACAUACAAGUGAAAAAGAAGGGGAUGCAAAUAGAAGAUGGCCGAGAUCGGAGGAGCAGUUGGAAAUCCAGAAAAACAAGGGAAAAAAAGUGGAUAUGCAGAAAAACCGAAGGAAUCGGGCAGAAACAAAUGGAUUUGCUUAAAAAAAAAUAUAUGAAAUCUGGAGGAUAAGCCAGUGGAUCUGCAGAAGAACUAAGGAGAAGCAUCAACUGGAAGCUUCAAUAAAAAGCCAAGGAAUCAGGUUGAGCAAAAAGUGAAACUGCGGAAAUACUACGGACUCAGCUGGAAAAAUAAUUGGAUUGGCGGAAAACCACAAAAGUAGACGAAGGAGCCCAAAGAUCGAGAAGAGAAACAUGUAUUUAAAUCGAAGGAGGUUUCAUAACCACUAAAAUCGUCAGAAGAAAAAUGCAAACAAAUCCAUAAAGCUACAUUUAUGGGCAAACAUUUGAGUAAAAGCAAUACAACUCAAAUCACAAAGCUACUUUCAAUUUAAAAGUCAUCUUCAGAAGUAAAAGAAGCAAUUAAAAAACAUAAAAUAAGAUAGCUGCAUACAAAAAACAAACAAAAUUCGCAAGCUGAAUAUAUAUACAUAUAAAAAAAAGGUCGAAAAACACCAGAGAAAUCAAAUGGUUUUCAGGAAGAAUCAGAACAUGCAUAUAUCAAAUGGAACCGAACGAAGGGAAACCAGCGGAGGAAAAACCAAAAACAUUUUGAGCAGCAUCAACAGAGGAGCGUGUUUUUUACCUCAGAUCAAAAUCAAGAUCUUGUAGAACUUGAAAUCAAAGCAGCUGUAUAUAAACGUAGUUGACAAUUUGUUCACAAGCAAGUAAUAUAUAUAUAUAUAUAUAUAUAUAUAUAUAUGAAAUUUAAUGUUAAUACUACUCAAUAGAUAGACAGAAAAACAUAUGCAUAAUAUAUCAUCGGGGUGUUCCUAAGACAUUUGAAGAUUUCCGGAGAUCUUUUUCUGUUCUCAUUCAAUUGAUGACAGUGUUAUACCUCAAAGAAUCUUUUUUGGAACUCAACUUCUGGGGAAUACGAAAUCUGCAGAAGUUUUGGAAACACACCGCCCGACAUACACACACCCUCUUCCUUAGCUACCCUCUAAACACAACCCCCAACUUGCGCGAUUUGCCUUAAAAGUAGAGUGAAGACUUCACUAGUUUUGCCUGAUGCCGGAUUCCAAAACAAAAAAAAGAAAACCACUCAUCGUAACGAAUCCCAAUCCCUCGUAUAAGAUUAACGAUAAAACGAUUCAACUGAUGAACAAACAGUUUGAUAUAGCUAAUAUACUCCCAUUUAUGUAUUAUAUUAUAUAUAACUAUAUAGACGAAGGCCUCCAAUUGCGUUCUCCGAUUCAGAUUAAGUGCAGCCAGCUAGCAAGCCAUCAAUAACAAACAAAAAACAACAAUAAUAAUAAUAAUAAUAAUAAUUAGUAAUACUUUGUAAUUCCGAGGACACCACAUCCCAAUCAAGACACACGCCAGCCGUAAGCUCCAUUUUUAAGUCUGACAAAAUGUUUAUAUAUUCAUAUAUAUAUUUAUAGACACUUAGAUAUAGACCGAUAUAGAUGCGUUAACCCAAACCACUAGCUCUGAAUUGAAUAACAGUAUAACUCGAUCGAUUUACAACUACUUAUAAUGGAUAUAUACGAGUAUAUAUUAUAUACAUACACACAUAUAUAUAUAUAA
Drosophila elegans is the source of this 5809-nucleotide messenger RNA. It is a transcript of the gene slpr, whose product is annotated as mitogen-activated protein kinase kinase kinase. The transcript has 11 exons. Gene Ontology annotation, biological process: protein phosphorylation. The record is from RefSeq and is a predicted model, not a curated record. Bases 498 to 3908 code for a protein of 1136 amino acids. NCBI's taxonomy places the organism in Eukaryota, Metazoa, Arthropoda, Insecta, Diptera, Drosophilidae. Gene Ontology annotation, molecular function: ATP binding; protein binding; JUN kinase kinase kinase activity.